Molecule: messenger RNA, 309 nt
Organism: Cokeromyces recurvatus
Lineage: Eukaryota; Fungi; Mucoromycota; Mucoromycetes; Mucorales; Mucoraceae
Exons: 2
Source: RefSeq, a predicted model, not a curated record
AUAUAUUGUAACGCAUGUCGAAUUGAGUUCCCAAGUAUUACAGCAUAUGAAUCACAUUAUGAGGCUAUUCAUCGUAAUGUAUGUUCAGUUUGUCAUAAAAUAUUUCCAGGUUCAGAAUGGUUACAACUUCAUUUAGAUGAAUUACAUGAUGUUAUUUUACAAAUGAAAAAAGCGAAAGGUGAAAAAAUUCACAAGUGCUAUGUAGAAACUUGUAAAAAAAUGUUUUCAACACCACGUAUGCGUCGAUUACAUUUAAUAGAUAAACAUCGAUAUCCAAAAUAUUUCCCUUUCGAUAUUGUUUAUACAGGC